CCGUGAACACAAAGCUGAAAUUAAACAGCUGCGGGUUUGACCGUGGAGCUUCACGUCACACACGGAUAUUCCUCCGCUAAUAUUCGGGACCUGCUCGACAUCACUGGAUACGCUGCUGGGUAGAUUUCGCAAAGUCGAGGAAAAUUGAGCGGAACGAGAGUCCAAUUCAGUAUAGUACAUCCAUUUGUCGGGCUACGCUAUGGCGUCAGCAUCUGCCAGUGUGGACUCCAAGGCAGAGCUGACUGCUCUAUUGGAACAGUGGGAGAGAGAUCAGCAGGGCAGCACUCAGGAGCUGGUCAUUAUCCUUACCAAAAUAUCCGAGCUUGUUGAAAGGGAGACAGAAGAAUACCACAAAGUGGAUCCAGAUCCCUUUGAUGACCGGCAUCCAGGGAGAGCAGAUCCAGAAUGCAUUUUAGGACAUCUGCUCAAGAUCCUUUUCAAGAAUGAUGACUUCAUGAAUGCGCUGGUGAAUAGCUAUGUAAUGACCAGCAGAGAGCUUUCCCUUAAUACAGCAGCCUGUCGCUUGCUGCUGAAUAUCAUGCCUGGGCUGGAGACGGCCGUGGUCUUUCAGGAAAAGGAGGGCAUAGUUGAAAGGCUCUUUAAGUGGGCCCAGGAGGCCGAGCAGCCCCUGAGAAUCUACGCCACAGGCCUGCUGGCUGGUGCCAUGGAGAAUCAGGACAUUGCCGCCAACUACCGAGAAGAGAACUCGGUCUUGGUACCACUGAUGCUGCAUCGGCUACGUGAGCUUCAGGACAAGGAUGCUGAGAGCAAGAGGGAAUUCAAACGUCCCAGUCCUAGGAAGACUCUGGGUGAGCCUCUUCUUCCUUUGGAUGAGGAGACUGUCGAUGGGGGAUUUGAGGGCAACCCCUUCACACUGGGCCAAAAUGGGGCUGAAAGGGAGAACAAGGAGAAAGAGACUGGUGGGGAAGAAAAUCCAUUCUCCAGCCUUGAGCCUGAGAAGGAGCUGUCUCUCCAUCUCAACUCCCCACACAAGACCAGCAGCCGUGCCAACUCGGCAGUCAAAACCAUGUUGAAGCCCAUGUCCGCAGCAGGUUCCCUGACACACCAGGACAUGCCUGACAGUAGCAGUUACCUAAAAAGAAAGGCAGAGAGGGAGAGUGGCAAGAAGGCCAAACAGAAGUUGAAUUUCUCCUUACCAGAGCCAGAGAGGAGCUUCAGUGAGCUGUCCAACAGCAGCUGGUCGGAGAUGAGCCCCUGGGUGAUUGGGAACAACUAUAACCUGUAUCCUCUGACCCCAGAGAUAGAGCAAAGGCUUAUCCUGCAGUAUCUCACGCCUCUGGGGGAGUAUCAGGAGCUCCUGGCAGUUUUUAUGCAGAUGGGAGCUCGUGAGCUGCUCAUGCAUUAUAUGGACCUAAAGCAGACUAAUGAUGUGCAGCUUACUUUCGAGGCCCUCAAGUACUUGGCUUCUCUGCUGCUGCAUAAGAAGUUUGCUGCAGAAUUUGUGGCUCAUGGCGGGGUGCAAAAGCUGCUGGCAAUUCCCAGGCCAUCCAUGGCCGCCACAGGAGUAUCUCUGUGUCUGUACUACCUGGCCUACAACCAAGACGCAAUGGAAAGGGUGUGUAUGCUGCCCCACUCCAUCCUGUCAGAUGUGGUUGGCUACACCCUAUGGCUGCUGGAAUGCUCCCACGCAUCAGGCUGCUGCCACGCCACCAUGUUCUUCUCCAUCUCCUUUUCUUUCCGUGCCGUGCUGGAGCUCUUUGACAGGCAGGACGGCCUCCGACGUCUUGUCAACUUGAUCAGCACAUUGGAGAUCCUGAACCCCGAAGACCAGGGUGCGCUGCUGAGUGAUGAUGAAAUCUUUUCCAGCAGGCAGACAGCCAAGCACACCUGCAUGGCCCUGCGCAGGUAUUUUGAGGCCCAUCUGGCCAUCAAGGUGGAGCAGGUCAAGCAGUCCCUGCAGCGUACAGAGGGGGGCGCCCCCAUUCACUCCCAACCCUACUACAAGGCUGUGAGCUACAGCCAUGAGCAGGUGGUAGAGAAGAUGGAGUUUCUGAUAGAGUAUGGCUCACCCCGACUCUACUGGGAGCCAGCUGAGGUCUUCCACAAGCUCUCCUGUGUCCAGCUCCUCCUGCAGCUAAUUUCUAUUGCUUGUGACUGGAGGACCUACUACGGCAGGAGUGAUACAGUGCGAUAUGCCCUAGAUAUACUGGCCAUUCUUACAGUCGUUCCUAAGACCCAGCUGUUGUUGGCUGAAGCUGUAGCUGUGCUUGAUGAGGGCGGAUCCACUGUCUCCACUGUUGGGAUGAGCAUAGUCCUGAUGGUGGCAGAGGGAGAGGUGUUUGUCAAUGACGCUGAGAUCCAGAAGUCGGCUCUGCAGGUGGUCAUCAACUGUGUCUGUGCCCCAGACAAACGAAUUUCCAGCUUUGGCAAGUUUAUUGCAGGCACCCCCCGCCGCCGCAUGCCCCAGCAGACCAAAUCCAGUGAGAGUGUGCUCACUAAAAUGUGGAAUGUAGUGCAGGCUAACAAUGGCAUCAAGGUGCUCCUGUCUCUGCUCAUGGUGAAGAUGCCCAUUACAGAUGCGGAUCAGCUCCGAGCUUUGACCUGCAAGGCCCUGGUGGGUCUAUCUCGCUCCAGCUCUGUCAAACAGAUCAUCAGCAAGUUGCCCUUGUUCAGCAGCGGACACAUCCAGCAGCUCAUGAAGGAACCUGUGCUCCAGGACAAACGCAGCGAGCACGUCAAGUUCUGCAAGUUUGCAGCUGAGCUGAUAGAGAGGAUUUCUGGUAAACCGCUGCUGAUUGGUACAGAUGUGUCCCUGGCCUGGCUGCAGAGGGCCAAUGUGGUAGCUCAGUCCAGGAUCUCGUUCCCUGGGAAAGAGCUGCUGCUGCUCAUCAGGAACCACUUAGUUGCCAAAGGCCUGCAUGACACAGCCAACACACUGACCAAGGAGGCAGAUCUCCCAAUGGCAAUUCUUUCUCAUCCACCCCUCCCUAAUGCAGCUUUUCCCCCUGUUUCUGUUCCUCCUCCUCCUGCAUCCCCUGCAACCACGCUUCCCCGCACCCCACGGCUGGCCAACGGUGUCGGGUCGAGGUUAGGGAGCCAUACUUCUCAUUCGUCCACAACAAUGUCUGGUCAUUCACAGUCACGCCCCACUACGUCACAACCAGCAGUCUCUGCCUCCCCCACUUUUCCCUCCACAUCUGUGCCUCACUAUAGCAACGGCUCCCCACUGAUUGGCCGAAUCGUGUUCACACGUGAGCGCCCCUCAAUGUGUAGCACGUUUAGCUGUAAGAGGCCGCGGGUACUACGGCAGAAGUCUGACCACGGGGCCUUCAGUCAGAGUCCAGCCAUGAAGAAGCAGUUAGACAGACAUCUUCCCUCUCCCCCUGCAUUAGACAGCAUUAUAACUGAGUACCUGAGGGAGCAGCACGCACGCUGCAAAAACCCUGUUGCCACCUGCCCGCCUUUCUCCCUCUUCACCCCCCACCAGUGCCCUGAGCCCAAACAGAGACGCCAAGCCCCCACCAACUUUACUUCCCGACACACGCGAAGAGUCAUCUAUCCUAAAUAUGGAGGAGUGGAUGGAGGAUGCUUUGACAGGCACCUCAUAUUUAGCAGGUUCCGACCCAUCUCCGUGUUCAGGGAGGCAGAUGAAGACGAGAGUGGAUUCAUGUGUUGUGCCUUCUCAGCUCGUGAGCGGUUCCUGAUGCUUGGGACUUGCACAGGGCAGCUCAAACUCUACAAUGUGUUCACAGGCCAGGAGGAAGCCAGCUACAAUUGUCACAGCUCAGCCAUCACUCAUCUGCAGCCUUCGCGGGAUGGCUCUCUUCUAUUAACAUCAGCAUCUUGGAGUUAUCCUCUGUCUGCACUAUGGGGCAUGAAAUCUGUCUUCAUCAUGAAUCAUUCCUUUUUAGAUGACCAUUAUGUGGAGUUCAGUAAGCUAUCGCAAGACCGAGUCAUUGGCACAAAGGAGCACAUUGCUCAGAUCUAUGACAUCCAGACAGGGGAGAAGACCCUGACCCUUAAUAACCCGGACCUGGCCAACAAUUACAAGAGGAACUGUGCCACCUUCAACCCAACAGACGACUUGGUGCUGAACGACGGUGUUCUAUGGGACAUUCGCUCAGCCCAGGCAGUUCAUAAGUUUGACAAGUUCAACAUGAACAUCAGUGGUGUGUUCCAUCCCAACUGCCUGGAGGUCAUCAUAAAUACAGAGAUUUGGGAUCUACGGACCUUCCAUCUUCUCCACACUGUACCAGCCCUGGACCAAUGCAGAAUUGUCUUCAACAACAACGGCACUGUCAUCUAUGGUGCAAUGUUACAAGCUGAUGAUGAGGAUGACAUGAUGGAGAUGCAGCUGAAAACUCCCUUUGGUUCCUCUUUCAGGACCUUCAAUGCCACAGACUACAAACCAAUUGCCACAAUUGAUGUCAAGAGGAAUAUAUUUGACCUCUGCACAGACACAAAAGACUGCUACCUAGCUGUGAUCGAGAACCAGGACUCUGUCAACACUGACACUGUAUGUAGGCUUUACGAGGUUGGUCGUCAGAGAUUGGCUGAGGAAGAGGAGGAAGAUGAGGAAGAUCAGGAGGAUGAUGACCAGGAGGAAGAUGAUGAGGAUGAUGAUGACUCUGACGAUGACGUGGACACAGAUCCCCUGAUUGCUGAGCUGGAGAAUGAAAACGGAGGAGAGGAUGAGGAUGAUGAUGAAGAGGAUGGGAAUGAUGACUUUUCUCCCUCUGAUGACGAAGAGAUUGCUCAACUCCUGGAAGAGGACGGCGAUGACGACGAUGACGAUGAUGAUGAUGAUGACUCUGAUAACGAGGACGCCGAUCUGGGUGGUGACAAUGCAGACAGCUCUGACAACUCCGACCUUGAGGAUGACAUCAUCUUAGCCUUGAACGAAUGAGGAGCCAUCAGCUGUCGGGGGCUGUGGGACUACGACGAGAAGUCAAGACUUCUGUUAAAGGGGCACCCAUGAGUGUCUGAGCCAGGGCACAGUAUGAAAGAAAGGAGGGGCAGUAUGAACAGAUAAGGUUGGAAAAUGCUUAAAAGCACUGCCAAUAUAGAGCCUUGGAAGUUGCCUGUAUUUGGAGCUACACACCUUGGGACGUGGAGUGGAAGGACCAGGGGGAGAUAAUGUAGAAUCUCACAGGAGAACAAGAUGGAAAAAAGUGCACACACAUUGAGUUUCUGUUGAGGCAAAAAAGGUUGUAUGUGAUAUAGAUUUAUAACACAUGCCACAUUCGAUGACUGAAAUAAGUUUGCAAGACAUAGUGGGGGGAUGAAUUUGUUUUUUUAUAUAUUUUAUCACAUCACUGCAACUACGUAAAAUAUGUCCCUCUGUUUGAUAUCCAUUCUUAUCUUUUUUUCCCAGGGUUCUUCUUGUUGGCCACAAAUUUGUCUACAUGGGGGGGGGGGGGGGAACGUAAC
Messenger RNA from Lampris incognitus (smalleye Pacific opah), 5391 nucleotides. RefSeq names its product DDB1- and CUL4-associated factor 1-like. Gene Ontology annotation, biological process: protein ubiquitination. The transcript has 25 exons. Gene Ontology annotation, cellular component: Cul4-RING E3 ubiquitin ligase complex; nucleus. NCBI's taxonomy places the organism in Eukaryota, Metazoa, Chordata, Actinopteri, Lampriformes, Lampridae. The coding region runs from base 200 to 4867 and encodes 1555 amino acids. Gene Ontology annotation, molecular function: histone H2AT120 kinase activity; nuclear estrogen receptor binding. The record is from RefSeq and is a predicted model, not a curated record.